UGAAGGAGUCGUAGUGACUUUUAUCUUAGCAGUAGUCACGGGUGCGCGCGCUGCGAUUUCCCUCGAGCGCAUCCGGCAUCAUGUCGGCAUCUGAGCGCGCACUCGAGACCCCAUCAGAAGGGAGCUCUCCUCAAUCCAAACAGGAAGUGGAGCUGAUUUCGCCUGUAAAGGGAAAACAGAUGGAAGACGUGACGGGACGUCCCACCACAUCCACUAAAUCACUCCUAGGUGAGUCAAGCACAGGUAGUGCUGGUAAAAGUGCCUCUCCUUCCACCUCGUCUCUCUCGUCUCCGUCAUCUGCGUCCGGCAGAGCUAAAAUGAGCGUCUGUGGUCCGAGCAGUAAGACGACUCCGUCUUCCUCCUCAUCUUCAUCACUCUCCUCGUCCUCAUCCUCCUCAUCUGUGCCUUCAGCCGGUCCUCCUGCUAAAGUCCACCGCGCACGCAAGACCAUGAACAGACCGCCGUUCCCACAGAUGAAGUCUGUGGAGUCGAUUGCAGCAGCUACACCUGAGAAACCCGUCAGCAGCGUGAAAACAGACGCUGAUGCAGUAAUGAAGAAGCGUAAAGUGGGGUUGGACUCUGAUGCUGCAGUCAGUCCUGCAGGAACUCCAGAGAAAGUCCCAAAGCCACAGACAGAGCCUGCACUUAACGUGUCUCCAGCAGCGGGGAAGGUGGAGGCAGUUGCCACGGCGACUAAAGAGCAUCACAGUGGUUGGCUGGAGGAUCUGGAUGAGGAGGCAGAUGAGGAAGAUUUCCACCUGCUCUACAACAGUUACUCUGGAGACGAUCUGAUCUACUCUGACAGCAAGUCAGAUGAUGGGAUGGUAGAGACGCUGGAGGCGGAGCAUCUGUCUGAUAAUAGCUCUGGCUCCGAUCGGCCUCUCACAUCUUAUAAGAAAACAUCCGCAGAGAGAGACGAGCCACAAUGGAAACUUCAGGGGAAGGGUAAAGGGAGAGACAGACCCCCGGUUGGAGGACAGGAGGCAGAUAAAGGUGUGGACUCCAGAGCCGCAGUCACAGUGGGCAGCACUGACUACACUGAGGUUCCUCUGGACUCACUGGACAUCUCUGCAGCGGACAGCCUCUCUCUGUCUCCACACGCAGAUGGCAGUGAUGCAGAAACCGAGCGUCUGGAGGAGCUUCCUCUGUGCAGCUGCAGGAUGGAGGCGCCGCGUGUGGAUGGAUUCAGCGCUCGCUCCAGCAGAACCUGCAUGGCCAUCGAGAGCAUCAACGGAGAGCUGGUGGGCUGCACCAAUGUGAUCGUGAAGGGGGAGACUAUGCGUCCAUCCAGCCGUGUGUCUCUAAUGGUGUUGUGUGAGACGCACCGUUCACACAUGGUGAAACAUCACUGCUGUCCGGGCUGUGGAUACUUCUGCCUCUCUGGAACAUUUCUUGAGUGUUGUCCAGACGUUCACAUUGCUCACCGCUUCCACCGGGGCUGUGUGUCUGUGCUGGGCGGUGGGCGGAGCCGAGGAGGAGUGGGCGUCGGCCUGCUGUUCUGCCCUCACUGUGGGGAGGACGCAUCAGAGGCACGUGAAGUCACCAUCCCUCCUGCAGGGCCCUCUUCAGGCUCGAAUGUGGUCACUGCAAGUGCAUCGUCCACCACAACCACACCCUCACUUCUUCCCUCCGCGCUCGCGGCCACAUCACGAGCGCUAAACCACGAGAAGAAGAUGGGAGAGCCGAUCAAUGCAAGGAUGCGAUGUCGUGGAGAUGUAAGAAAGGGGGCGGAGUUACAAACUCAGCCAGCCAAUGCCACUCCAGGAGAGGAUGUGGUUGCCCUUGGCGAUGGUGGGGUGGACAGUGUUGGACCGUCGCUCGUCCUGCCCAAUGGGAAGCCAGUCUGUCCAAGUGCUAUUCCACCAGGGGACAGGAGGGCGGCGCUACAGAGAGCCAUUCUCACACAGGACACUGAGAGGAGGAAGAAGCUGCGCUUUCAUCCCCGUCAGCUGUAUCCUGCAGCCAAACAGGGUGAAGCUCAGCGAGUUCUGCUCAUGCUCAGUACGUACCUGUGUGUGCUCGAGUGUGUGUGUCACACAUCUGUUGAAGGUUUGAGCAUCAGAGCUGAUAUUCUCUGUCUGUGUGUGUGUGUGUCAGUGGAGGGCAUCGACCCGUCGUAUCAGUCAGACUCUCAGAACAGACGCUGUGCUCUUCACGCAGCCGCUCAGAGGGGUCUGCUGGAGGUCUGUUACCUGCUCAUACAGGCAGGCGCUAAGGUGGACGCCCAAGAUAAGACCCUGAGGACCCCUCUGUUAGAGGCAAUAGUGAACAAUCAUGUGGAGGUGGUGAAAUACCUGAUCCAGAGCGGAGCCUGCGUCUAUCACGCAGAAGAGGACGGAUCUACAGGUCUUCAUCACGCUGCUAAACUGGGGAACCUGGAGGUGCUGAUGCUGUUACUGAGCACCGGACAGGUGGACCUAAACGCCCAGGAUAGCGGCGGCUGGACGCCCAUCAUCUGGGCAGCAGAACAUCGACAUAUAGAUGUGAUCAGAGCUCUGCUCAACAGAGGAGCUGACGUCACGCUCAGAGACAAAGAGAUGAACGUUUGUCUGCACUGGGCGUCGUUCGCAGGCAGCGCUGAGAUAGCGGAGCUGGUCCUGAACGCCGGCUGUCCUCUGUCGUCUGUGAAUCUUCACGGAGACACACCGCUGCACAUCGCGGCUCGCGAGGGCUUCAUCGACUGCGUCACGCUGUUUCUAUCUCGAGGCGCUGACAUCGACAUUAUGAACAAGGAGGGCGACACGCCGCUGUCUCUCGCCCGCUGUGACACGCCCGUCUGGGUGGCGCUUCAGAUUAACAGGAAGUUACGUAGAGGAAUCUCCAACCGUGUGGUACGGACAGAGAGGAUCAUAUGCAGUGAUGUGGCUCAGGGUUACGAGAACGUUCCCAUCCCGUGUGUUAACGGUGUGGAUGAUGAAGGCUGUCCAUCUGACUACAAAUACAUCGCAGAGAACUGUGAAACAUCCACCAUGAACAUUGACCGCAACAUCACACACCUGCAGCACUGCAGCUGUACAGACGACUGUUCCUCCAGUAACUGUCUCUGUGGACAGCUCAGCAUCCGCUGCUGGUACGACAAGGAUCAUCGCCUCCUUCAGGAGUUUAAUAAAAUCGAGCCCCCUCUGAUCUUCGAGUGCAACAUGGCCUGCUCCUGCCAUAAAACCUGCAAGAACCGAGUGGUUCAGGCUGGAAUCAAGGUGCGUCUGCAGCUCUACCGGACGGAGAAGAUGGGAUGGGGCGUCAGAGCGCUUCAGGACAUUCCUCAAGGAAGUUUCAUCUGCGAGUAUGUUGGCGAGCUGAUCUCUGACGCAGAAGCAGACGUGAGAGAGGACGAUUCAUACCUCUUUGAUCUGGACAACAAGGAUGGUGAAGUGUACUGUAUCGACGCCCGUUAUUACGGUAACAUCAGCCGCUUUAUAAACCAUCUGUGUGACCCCAACAUCAUCCCGGUGCGUGUGUUCAUGCUGCACCAGGACCUGCGCUUCCCUCGCAUCGCCUUCUUCAGCUCCAGAGACAUCUUCACCGGGCAGGAGCUCGGGUUUGAUUACGGCGAUCGUUUCUGGGAUAUCAAGAGCAAGUACUUCACCUGUCAGUGCGGCUCAGAGAAGUGCAAACAUUCGGCGGAGGCCAUCGCGCUGGAGCAGAGCCGGCUGGCUCGUCUGGACGUCUGUCCCGAAGCGGCCGGUGACGCCGGACUCACUGUGAUGGGACACUCGUGAAGAGACCCUGUGUCUAAUGCACACAUGAUCAGCUCUCAGACGUGUGUUUGUGUAUGAUUAUCACACUGAAGCUUGUGUUUGCAUUAUCAAAUGAUUCAUUUCUUCCCUCGGCCAGGACACAGGAAGUUAUAAAAUGACACCGUGGCCUAAAGUUCAGCACACGCAAAUGCGGUUUCAAAAUACCAGCAGGAAGUGAGAUUCAAAUUCAAGGCUAUCAUUUCUGCUCGGAUCAGGAGGGAAAAUGUUAACGCACCUGUGAUUUCAUGCAGAUCACAAACAGACCCUCAUUUUCAUUAAAAACCAUGAGUUGUUUUUUUUUUUUGUAUGUGUAAUUGUUUUAAUAAAUACGGUUUUAUACAGAAA
Messenger RNA from Carassius auratus (goldfish), 4082 nucleotides. RefSeq names its product histone-lysine N-methyltransferase EHMT2-like. The coding region runs from base 81 to 3719 and encodes 1212 amino acids. The record is from RefSeq and is a predicted model, not a curated record. Gene Ontology annotation, cellular component: nucleus; chromatin. The transcript has 27 exons. Gene Ontology annotation, biological process: peptidyl-lysine dimethylation; negative regulation of transcription by RNA polymerase II. NCBI's taxonomy places the organism in Eukaryota, Metazoa, Chordata, Actinopteri, Cypriniformes, Cyprinidae. Gene Ontology annotation, molecular function: histone H3K9 methyltransferase activity; zinc ion binding; p53 binding.